Miniopterus natalensis is the source of this 3745-nucleotide messenger RNA. NCBI's taxonomy places the organism in Eukaryota, Metazoa, Chordata, Mammalia, Chiroptera, Miniopteridae. The record is from RefSeq and is a predicted model, not a curated record.
AUGCUUUUGCAUAACAAUUGCUCUUUUCCAAAACAAGGGCUGUUCUAGUUAGGAGCAGGAUUCUUCUGGCUUUGUGGAGGCCCCUUCCAUUCCACUGGGGACUGAAAGUUGUGGAACCAUAAUUUGUGACAUCAGGGUGUGUGUGUUUUUGACAGACAGCCAUUUAUGAUUCCGAAUGAUUAAGGCAGAUAGGAAGCCCCUUCUGAGAGUUUAACAAAGCUCUCAGCAACCUACACCAUGGACAUAAAGCUGGACCCUUCUCGAGAUGACCUGCCUCUCAUGGCCAACACCAGCCACAUACUUGUGAAGCACUAUGUACUGGAUUUAGAUGUGGAUUUCGAAAGUCAAAUCAUUGAGGGCACCUUAGUACUUUUCUUUGAGUCUGGAAACAGAUACAGGAAAAAGAGUGGUUCCACUGAGGAAACCUGCCAAUCAGAGUCAAAUGAAGCCUGCAAAUUUAGGACGCCGGAACCCUGCCUUGUUCCUGUGACAAAUACAAGGACCUUCUCAUCUAAAAUGGGAUACAGUGAUUUUGCAAUCUGUGAUGAAGGUGAAAGAGAUACUUCUGGUAAAGAUGGUAACCAUGACGACCAGGAACAGGCUUCUGGGAUUUCUAGCUGGAAGCAGUGCUGUGACACAGGGAAUCAUGGGAGCGAGGAUUUCUUGCUGGUGUUGGACUGCUGUGAUUUAUCUGUGUUAAAGGUUGAGGAGGUGGAUGUUGCUGCUGUGCCAGGUAUUGAAAAAUUUACAAGGUCUCCCAAGCUCACGGUUGUUUCUGAGCUCAGGAAUCAGAUUGUACGUGAACUUGUGACUCUGCCUGCGGAUCGGUGGAGGGAGCAGUUAGACUAUUACGCUCGCUGCAGCCAGGCUCCUGGCUGUGGGGAACUCCUGUUUGACAUUGACACUUGGAGCUUACAGAUCAGGAAGACAGGGGCUCAGACAGCUACUGACUUUCCUCACGCCAUAAGGAUAUGGUACAGAACCAAACCCCAGGGGCGAUCAGUUACAUGGACCUCAGACCAGAGUGGCAGGCCAUGUGUUUAUACUAUGGGAUCUCCAGUAAACAACAGGGCCCUUUUUCCAUGCCAGGAGCCACCCGUUGCCAUGUCAACAUGGCAGGCCACAGUCCGAGCAGCUGCAUCUUUUGUUGUUUUAAUGAGUGGGGAAAAUUCUGCCAAGCCAACACAGCUUCGGGAAGGGUGCUCAAGCUGGCAUUACUACGUAACCAUGCCAAUGCCAGCCUCCACCUUCACAAUUGCAGUGGGACCCUGGAUGGAAGUGAAGCCAGAGACCUGCUCACUAAAUGCUCUGGCAGCAGAGAGGUCCCUCUCACCUUCCGAGGCUGACUCUAGGUGUGUUGGCAUUUGUGGCCACAUGGAAUACCCCUGCCGCUUUCAGAAUGCUUCUGCCACCACCCAGGAGAUCAUUCCUCAUCGGGUCUUCGCCCCAGUUUGCCUCGAAGGUGCCUGCCAAGAGACCCUUCUGCAGCUGGUCUCUCCUUGCCUCGCAGCAGCACACUCUGUCCUGGGGACCCACCCAUUUUCCAGGCUGGACAUACUCAUCGUUCCUGCCAACUUUCCAAGUCUGGGGAUGGCCAGCCCACACAUCGUCUUCCUCUCGCAGAGCGCCGUGACCGGAGGCAGCCAUCUCUGCGGGACCCGCCUCUGCCAUGAAAUCGCUCACGCCUGGUUUGGCCUUGCCAUCGGCGCCCGUGACUGGACGGAGGAGUGGCUGAGCGAAGGGUUUGCCACUCACUUGGAAGAUGUAUUCUGGGCCAGAGCCCAGCAGCUGGCCCCCCACGAGGCCCAGGAACUGCAGGAGCUGCGGGCUUGCCUGCACUGGCGGCGCCUCCAGGACGAGGUGCGGAACUCCCCGGAGCAGCUGCAGGUGUUGAGACCCAAUAAAGAGAAAACUGGCCAUGUGAGUGACUCAGGAUCAUCUGUCAUCAAACAUGGGCUCAAUCCAGAGAAGGUCUUCAUGCAGGUUCAUUAUUUAAAGGGCUAUUUCCUUCUCCGGCUCUUUGCCAGAAGACUUGGACACGAUGCCUAUUUUUCAUUUUUAAGGAAAUUUGUGCACACGUUUCACGGGCAGUUGAUUCUUUCCCAGGAUUUCCUUCAAAUGCUGUUGGAGAACAUCCCAGAAGAAAAAAGGCUUGAUUUGUCUGUCGAAAGCAUCUGCCGAGACUGGCUUGAGAGUCCCGGACUCCCACAGCUCCUUCCAGACCAGCUGGUCCUGCUUCUGGAGCAUCUGUUGGAGCAGAAGACCCUGAACCCUAGAACUCUGCAAAGCCUCGAAAGGACAUACCACCUCCCCCAGCAGGAUGCAGAGGUUCGCCAUCGGUGGUGUGAGCUCAUUGUUAAGCACAAAUACACAAAAGCGUACAAAAACGUGGAGAAGUUCCUUCAGGAGGAUCAGGCCAUGGGCAUCUACCUCUACGGGGAGCUGAUGGUGAGUGAGGACACCAGGCAGCAGCAGCUCGCCCGGAGCUGCUUCGAGCUGACCAAGGAGCAGAUGGAUAGAUGCUCAGCCCAGGUGGUGGCCGAGAUGUUGUUUUAAAAGCCUAGGUUUCUGUGUCCUGCAGCCCCGGCGGACCGUGUGGGCAGCUCCCAGCCGAGGCACUGCUUCUACGGGCUGUCGAUUGGACCCGCCCUCCGGUGCCUACUGAGCUGAUAUCAGUUCUCAUUUUACACACUGGCUCAGUUCAGCAGGAACAGGAGUCGAGCCCUCGAGCAAAAAGCCUUCCUGUUCGUAAGUGCCUGGAGGCUCAGGAGCUGGGACUCCACUCAGCGAAGACAGGCCACAGCACGCCAGCCACCAGACCCCAACAUCUGUAUGUGCUCCUGUGGUGUGGAUGUUGGUAGAAUCAGACAGCUCUGAGGGCAGAUGGUGCCGCACAUGUGACGCAAACAGCCCACCCGCAUCUGUCAUGGGUCGUCCAGGCUGAAAGCAGUGGGAGUGAGUGCGGGUCUGACGUGGGCUCUCCGGUGUCUCCUUGUCAAGGAGCCUGAGUCUCAGCACUGGCUUUCACAGCCACAUGUGCGCACGGCUGGCAGCUGGUUCCCUGUGAACCCCAUUCCCAGGGCUGUGAGACGUGGCCUUGGUCUCCUGUCCUGCACAGUCGUAUCUCCAGAGUGAGAGGCACACACAAAGGUCCUCGUUUACAAGAAUUACUCUUGUGAGCAGGCAAUAAAUUUUAUUGCUGUUUCUUUGCAGGAAAGAUCACAGUGAGAUUCUUUCUCGUAAUCUCGUAGCCAUGGUGGGACCAGGAUCACAUGGACUCUCGACAUCAAAGGAAGGUGACAGGGCUGCUGAGCCUCCAGCGCCCGGGUCUCGGUGCUUCUUUCCAGAGGCUGCUGUCAGCCGAAUGCAAGUGAAACAGCCUCCAUGGGGCUAUGGGGUCUUGUGCCUGCCCCGGAAGUGCCACCGCAACACACUGAACCUGCAUAGGGUCUGAGUUUAAGGCAGUUCCUCACACAAGCGACUAAAGAUACCUGAGAUGUGGCAAAGACACAUCAGUCCCCUCGGCACGCGGCUGCAUCGAGUGUUUGUAUAAUUCCAGAAAGUCAUUUGUGCUGGGCCAGUGAGCGCCAUUCGAUGGUCUCCUCUGGGUCAUUUCAGACGGAUGCUACACAGUUAUUUUGACUGAUAGUUCCAUUAUUUACAUAUUUCCCAAAAUUCUAGUUCCUUUUGGUGAAAGUACAGGGUAAGAAUCUAAGAUGUGUUAAUAAAAUGUAAUGGAUUAAUA